CGCGCAGGCGAUGCGAGCGGUGUAGUCAGCCUGUAACGUUCCUGCAGCGAACAGAGGUCAGUGAGUCACUCUUGACUGUUGGCAUAUUUUCUUUCAACACGGCUUGUGCGUUAAUCUGUUAGCUAGCAGAGAUUGGCUGUGGUGAAGUGGUAAUGGAGGUUGACUUGAAACUACGGUAGACGGCUAACGUUACAGGCUGACUAYACCGCUCGCAUCACUCCCAACCCCUGGAACAGAGUCGUUUUGACACAGAAACAGCUCAGCAAGAUCAGCUCAUCUUGGGUCAAACUGCAGUUCUUCAUGGUUGUCUCCAGGACUUUCAGUCCCUUUUUGACCAAGUACCAGAUUGACGAGCCAGUGAUGCCACUCCACUGCAAAGAGUUGAUAAUGUCUGAGGCGUUCUGUCAAGAGGGAGCUCCUCCAGGACAUUGCAGAUGAUCAGACUGGGUGUCUCUGACAAAUAAUUGGGCCAGCCCCGAAGGAAGUUGGCACCCAAGCUUAUGUCGAGUCAGUCCUCAAGGUAAUGUGAGAAUUUAAAGUAUUACUUUCUAUCAAAUUAUGGUGAGGAUAGUUUUCUAUUGUAUUAAGUCAUUCAGCACUAUUUACGGCCCACUGUCCCUGCUGAGAAAAAACAGUGUAAGGAGAGUUUAGGAGGGACUGCAUGAAGGCUGUCAAACAUCCAAAAGAAAGUGCAGGACAAGAGCCCCCUGGAAUACCCCACCAUAAGACGGCUGGUGUGUUUGGACCGCACUGUCAUAUACUCCGACCCAGACUGGUGUCAGGAAAGGAUGAGCAGUCUUGUGCAUAAGUUUCUGCUCGACAAGCAGUUGUCAGGAGGUGUCUCUGCUGGUAAUGUGGGAACUUCCUAUCCCUUGAGGCCAAAAGUAAGCACUUCCUCUCUUUCCGGCCCACAGAGACGAGGCUGGAUGUGUUCCUGUAUGGCUUCCUCAGCCAAAUCGUACCCUGAGCUUUGGGGUUUCUGUAAGAAGCUUCUUCUGUCCCAUGGAGCACCUUCUACUCGAGAGACUAGUUUUAUUGAGAAGAUGAAGAAAACAGGUAGGAACAUUGUGGUAUUCUACGGCUCUCAGACAGGCACGGGCGAGGAGUUUGCCAACCGGCUGUCCAAAGACGCCCAGCGCUACGGUAUGAAGGGUAUGGCUGCCGACCCCGAGGAAUACGACAUGUGUGAGCUGUCCCGUCUGGCUGAGAUUGACAACUCCCUGGCCAUCUUCUGCAUGGCCACUUACGGUGAGGGAGACCCCACAGACAACGCCCAGGACUUCUAUGACUGGCUGCAGGAGAGUGACGGGGAACUGAAUGGAGUCAACUACACAGUGUUUGCGUUGGGUAACAAGACAUAUGAACACUACAAUGCCAUGGGAGCGUAUGUGGACAAGAGGCUGGAGGAGCUGGGAGCCAAGAGGGUCUUCGACCUGGGCAUGGGAGACGACGACGGCAACCUGGAGGAGGACUUUGUGACAUGGAGGGAGCAGUUCUGGCCAGCCAUGUGCGAGCACUUUGGAGUGGAGGCUUCAGGAGAGGACUCCAGCAUUCGUCAGUACGAGCUCAAGGAGCACAAUGACAUCAACAUGAACAAGGUGUACACAGGAGAGUUGGGGAGUCUGAAGAGCUUUGAGACCCAGAAACCGCCUUUUGAUGCAAAAAACCCCUUCCUGGCUCCAGUCAUUGUUAACCGCAAGCUCAACAAAGCAGGCAACAGGCAUCUCAUGCACCUUGAAGUCGACAUUACAGGCUCCAAGAUUAGAUAUGAGUCGGGAGACCACGUUGCCGUAUAUCCCACCAAUGACACGGCGAUCGUGAACAAGCUGGGACAGAUCCUUGGCGUGGACCUUGAUACGGUUAUUUCUCUCAAUAACCUUGACGAGGAGUCCAAUAAGAAGCACCCAUUCCCUUGCCCCACCACCUACCGUACGGCUCUGACCCACUACCUGGACAUCAUCCAUCCGCCUCGCACCAACGUCCUGUACGAGCUGGCCCAGUACGCCACCGACCCCAAGGACCAGGAGAACAUGCACAAGAUGGCCUCGUCUGCUCCCGAGGGCAAGGCUUUGUACCAGAGAUUUGUGCUGGAAGACAACAGGAACAUCCUGGCCAUCCUGGAGGAUCUGCCAUCCUUGCGGCCUCCCAUCGACCACUUGUGUGAGCUCAUGCCCCGCCUGCAGGCCCGCUACUACUCCAUUGCCUCCUCCUCCAAAGUCCACCCCAAUAGCAUCCACAUCUGUGCUGUGCUAGUGGAGUACACGACUAAAACGGGGCGCCUCACCAAGGGAGUGGCCACCACUUGGCUAAAGAACAAACUGGUUGCGGACAACGGCCGCAAGUCCACAGUCCCCAUGUACAUCCGCAAGUCUCAGUUCCGCCUGCCCUUCAAGGCCAGCAACCCAGUCAUCAUGGUCGGUCCUGGGACCGGCAUCGCUCCCUUCAUGGGCUUCAUCCAGGAGCGAGGGUGGCUGAAACAGCAAGGCAAGGAGGUGGGGGAGACGGUCUUGUACUUUGGCUGCAGGCACAAGAACGAGGACUAUCUGUACCAGGAGGAGUUGGAGGAGGCUGAGAGAACGGGUGUCAUCACGAAGCUCAACAUCGCUUUCUCUCGGGACCAGGAGCAAAAGGUAUACGUGCAGCAUCUCCUGAGGACCAACAAGGAGGACCUGUGGAGGCAGAUCCACACAGACAACGCACACAUAUACAUCUGCGGGGAUGCGCGGAACAUGGCCAGGGAUGUGCAGACAGCUUUCUAUGAGAUAGCAGAGGAGCUGGGCGGCAUGACACGCACUCAGGCCACCGACUACAUCAAGAAACUGAUGACCAAGGGACGGUACUCGCAGGACGUCUGGAGCUAAAACCCCUAGGAUCCAACCACAUCCUUUAUUUGUGCCAGUUUGUGUCAGUAAUGGUUAUAAUGGGUCACCAACCCUGGUACUGGAGAGCUACCGGGUGUGCCGGCUUUUGUUUUCCGCCAARCACUAAAACGUCUGAUUCUAUUGAUUGGCUUAUCAUCAUGACCUUGAUUAGUUCAGAUGGGUGUGUUUGUGCCGUGCUGGAAUAAAAGCCUACACACCCUGUAGCUCUCCGGGACCAAGAUUUGUGACCACCGGGGAAGGAUAUCGCUGCCGUCAUCUCUGGUUGUUUUAUUUCCAUGGAGCAACACAAGCCUUCAUGCACCACAAUAAUGGUUGGUUAUCCUCCAUUCUGAUUUGAUAUUUCAUGUCAGUCGGCCAUCAGUUUGGCAGUGUCAAAUGUAGUAUCACAUUUGUCGACAUCGUGAGUGAGAUGAUAUAUUGUAGCUGUACAUAAUUGUACGGUGCAAAGUGGGGGGGGUGGGCUUAAAUACAAAACUCAUACGGUGCAAGUCUUUUCUUUAGGAAGUUGACCUAAUCUGGGUAUUCAGAAUGCAUUAUAAAUAUUUUGAUUUGUGAAAUAAAAAGUGAGAUCUUUUUGUCUCUGAAAUCA
Salvelinus sp. IW2-2015 is the source of this 3471-nucleotide messenger RNA. The record is from RefSeq and is a predicted model, not a curated record. Lineage: Eukaryota; Metazoa; Chordata; Actinopteri; Salmoniformes; Salmonidae.